AUGUGUGAAACUUCAUCAUCAAUUUGUUCAUCACCAAUAGGUGAUUUAAUAAUAUCUUAUUGUCAAAAAGGUCUUCAUUCUAUUUGUCAAAUAUCGACAAUCAAUGAUCAAUCAUUUAUACCAGAUGAAAAUCAAACAAUUGAAAUUCAAUCAUCAUCUGGUAAAAUUCCAAUACCUAAAUCAUGUCUUAAUUGGCUUCAUACUUAUUUUCAUUCACCAAAUCAUUUAGCUAAAAUACCUGAACUUUGUCCAAAUAUUGUUUCGAAAAACGAUUCAUUUCAAGAAAAUGUUUGGCGUACACUUUUAAAUAAUGUUCAUUUUGGUCAAACAGUAACAUAUGGUCAAUUAGCUGAAUUAGCUGGAAAUAAAAACGCUGCACGUGCUGUUGGAACAGCUAUGCGUUGUAAUCCAUUUCAAUUAUUAGUACCAUGUCAUCGUGUUAUUCGUUCUAAUGGUGAUAUAGGAAAUUAUUCAGGAGGAAAACGAAAUAAUGUUAAAUAUUGGUUACUUAACCAUGAACAAAAGUAA
Molecule: messenger RNA, 528 nt
Organism: Rotaria sordida
Lineage: Eukaryota; Metazoa; Rotifera; Eurotatoria; Philodinida; Philodinidae
Source: the annotation of a GenBank genome assembly